GGACGAGGAAGGCAGUCUGGCGCGCGAUUGGCGGGGCGCGGCUUCCUCUUGUCGCCGGCCUCGCGCAUGCGCCGCGCUCCACCGGGCCGUGUCCCCGGUGCGUGUGUAUGCGUGUGUCAGCCGCGGGCAGCGCUCCCGGCCGGCGGCCGCACGGCACCAGGCACCUGGGAAUCACCGCGCAGGGUAAGCGGGCUCGGGGCCAGCGCAGGGCCGCGUGCCGCUCCGGACACCCCGCCGAGAGGCGGCCCGGCUCGGCCUGACCCCGCCGCCUGGCCGGGGAGCGGGUGCGGGAGGAGGAGGAGGCGGCGGCGACGGCCCGCGGGCGGCCUAACACCGCGCAGCGCGACCCGGCGCCGAGCGAGGCCGUGGCGGCCCAGGAUGGAGUGAGGCGGAGGCGGCCUCCCGGGAGACACUUCCGCGUUGCGGCAGGGCCCCGUCGCUCUGCCGGCCUGCCUCCGGCCCGGCCCCGGGUUCCCAUGUGAGGCGGGCGGGCGGGUGCCGGCGGCAGCAGCGAGCUAGCGAGCCUCAGCGGGCGGCCCGGGGCGGGCGCGGCGCCGCGUCUCCAUGGCGCCCUGAAGGCGGCGGUGGCGGCGGCUGAGUCCCUAGGCCGCAUUCUCGUCCUCGGCCGUGAGUGAUCUCGAUGCCGAGCACCUCGGAGGCGGCGGCCGGCGGGAGCGGGGGAAGCCGGGGCUGGGGGAGCGGCGGCGGCAGCGCGGCGGCGGAGGCAGCUGCCGACAAGAAGCGACUGCAUCACCGGAGACGGAAGCGCUUCGCGGCCCAGCCGCAGCCUCCCCCCCCGCCUCCGGCCCCGCACCCGCUGCUCUUCCCGCUCCUACAGCCGCCCCUCCUGCAGCCCCCGCUCCUGCAGCCGCCGCUGCCGCCGCAGUCCCUGCUCUUCCUGGCGGCCACCGGCGCCUCCUCCUGCUGCGGGGACGGGGGGGAGCGGAAGCGGCCGCGGGGCAAGCGGCGCUCGGGCUCCCGGCACAAACGGCGGCGGGGCCGCGGGGGAGGCGGCGGCGGCGGGACCCAGGAGGCGGAGAAGCGGCGCGGUAGCGGGGGGCUGAGCACGCUGGUGGAGGAGUACGACGACGUGAGCUCCCAGUCCGAGGGGCUGGUGGGCGGCGGCGCGGCCGGCGGCGGCGCGGGCAGCUGCGUGGGGAGCCCGGCUUCGUCCCCGGGUGGCGGCGGCGGCGGGAGUCAGCGGAAGCGGGGCGAGGCAGAGAGGAGCGGGCGAUCCCGUCGGGAGCACCGCAGCGGCAGCGGCCGCUCGAAGGAGCGGCACCGGGAGCACCGGCGGCGGGGGGAGGAGAAGGCGCAGCAGGAGGGGGCGGCGGCAGGCCGCGGAGGGAGCGAGGCCGCCUCGUCCUCCUCCAAGUCCCGCGGCCGUCACAACCACGCCGGGGUCCAGGACCGGGAGGGACUCAAGAGCGGCGGAGGCGGCGGCAGCGACGGCCGCAGGAAGGGCUCCCUCUCCUCGCCUGGCAGCGGCAGGAAAGAGCGGGAGAGCAAAGCGCACCGUAGCCGGACUAAAGCGGCCAAAGAGCCGCCGUCGGCUUACAAGGACCCGCCGAAGGCCUACCGCGACGACAAGCCCGAGCCCAAGGCCUACCGGCGGCAGCGCUCAUCCCCCAGCCCCGGCCGGGAUGACAGUCCCCCUCUGCAUCGCUCCUCGCAAAGCCUACGAAGCCGCAAAUCGCUGAGCCCCGUGGGCGGCCGCUCGCCCCUCAGCCCCUACAGCCGCCGUCGCUCCCCCAGCUACAGUCGGCACAGCUCCUACGAGAGAGGCGGAGAUGUGUCACCCAGCCCCUACAGCAGCUGGCGGCGGUCGCGGAGCCCCUACAGCCCCGUUAUCCGGCGAUCAGCAAAAUCUCGAAGCAGAAGUCCGUAUUCGUCAAGGCACUCAAGAUCUCGUAGCAGACACAGGUUGUCUAGGUCGAGAAGUCGUCAUUCAAGUAUUUCUCCUAGCACAUUAACUCUGAAAAGUAGCCUGGCUGCUGAGCUGAACAAAAACAAAAAAGCAAGAGCAGCUGAGGCAGCUAAAGCCAGUGCAAAAGCUUCCAACACUUCUACACCGACGAAGGGAAGCACUGACACUACUGCAAGUGCACCUCAAUUGAACAAUGUAAAGGACCUGAAGAAAGUUAAAAUUGAGCAUACCCCUUCUCCUACGAGCAGCACAAAUUUGAAGAAUGACAAGGCAAAAGCAAAGGUCUCACUUCCUGAAACUAAAGGAGAAAAUAAUCUGAUCUCAGACAUAUUAUAUAAUACUAAACAGAAAGCUACAGCAGUAAAAGAGGAUAAAGUAACUGUUGUAAAACAGCAACCUGUCACUGUAAAAGAGAAAACCAAACUGAGUACACCAAGUGUAGUAACAAAGGAGAAGGAGCGAAUUGUUGCACUACCAGCCUCCACACUGCCACCCUUGCCUUUGCCUCCCACGCUGCCUGAAGAUAAUGAAACUGAUAGCUUGAAAGAGAAUAUUACAGUGAAGACAGUUAAAGAAACAGAGAAGAAACUUCGCCAUCUGCUUGCAGACUUGCCACUUCCACCUGAGUUGCCUGGAGGAGCUGAGUUAAGCAAAAGUCCUGAAGAAAAGAAACCAACAGUUCAGUUACACACCAAGAGGAGACCAAAAAUAUGUGGACCACGACAUGGUGAAACAAAAGAAAAAGAAAUAGACUGGGGAAAACGCUGUGUGGAUAAAUUUGAUAUAAUUGGUAUUAUUGGUGAAGGCACUUAUGGACAAGUUUACAAAGCCAGGGAUAAAGACACAGGAGAAUUGGUGGCGCUGAAGAAAGUACGAUUGGAUAAUGAAAAGGAAGGGUUUCCAAUUACAGCUAUUCGAGAGAUUAAAAUUCUUCGUCAGCUUAAUCACCAAAGCAUUAUCAACAUGAAGGAAAUCGUCACGGACAAACAAGAUGCACUGGAUUUCAAAAAGGACAAAGGUGCAUUUUAUCUGGUAUUUGAAUAUAUGGACCAUGACUUGAUGGGACUGCUGGAAUCUGGUUUGGUUCAUUUUAAUGAAAAUCACAUAAAAUCAUUUAUGAGACAGCUGAUGGAGGGUUUGGCCUAUUGCCAUAAGAAGAACUUUUUGCACAGAGAUAUAAAGUGUUCAAAUAUUCUACUAAAUAAUAGAGGGCAGAUAAAGCUUGCGGAUUUUGGGCUUGCUCGGCUGUACAACUCAGAGGAAAGCCGACCAUAUACCAACAAAGUCAUUACAUUAUGGUAUCGACCUCCAGAAUUGCUGCUUGGAGAAGAAAGAUACACACCAGCUAUCGAUGUCUGGAGCUGUGGCUGCAUCCUGGGUGAACUUUUUACAAAAAAGCCAAUAUUUCAAGCAAAUCAAGAACUUGCUCAACUGGAACUUAUAAGUCGAAUUUGUGGGAGUCCUUGUCCAGCAGUGUGGCCUGAUGUUAUAAAACUAGCUUAUUUCAACACGAUGAAACCAAAGAAGCAAUAUCGUCGAAAACUGAGAGAAGAGUUUGCAUUCAUCCCACCAGCUGCAUUAGAUUUGUUUGAUUACAUGCUUGCUCUGGAUCCCAGCAAGCGCUGCACAGCUGAACAAGCUCUUCAGUGUGAGUUUCUGCGAGAUGUGGAACCAUCUAAAAUGCCUCCCCCAGACCUUCCUUUGUGGCAGGAUUGCCAUGAGCUCUGGAGUAAAAAACGCAGAAGACAGAAGCAAAUGGGCAUGACUGAUGAUGCAACAGUGACUAAAGUCCCUAGGAAGGAUCUGUCUCUAGGCAUGGAUGAGAGCAGAACCAACACCCCACAAGGCAUGCAAACUUCUUCCCAACUCAAAACUCAGGGCAACUCUAGUGUAGCACUUGCAAAAACAAGCACUGGACAGCAGUUAAACCAGAAUGAAGUGGCAAUCCUGCUAAACCUGCUACAGUCUAAAACAAGUGUUAGUUUGGCACAGUUUGCCCAAGUGUUGAAUAUUAAGGUAAACCCAGAGACUCAGCAGCAACUAAAUAAAAUAAAUCUUCCUGCUGGAAUUUUGUCAGCAGGUGAAAAACAGUCAGAACAGCAGCAGCCGCCGCCGCCUCCACCACCACCACCGGAACAGGAGUCCUUAAAACAGCCGGCCGUCACGCAGCCUCCUGUACCACCUGCUCAGCUGAGUCAGCCUAAAGUGGAAACUGAUGCUGCCCAGGCAGCUGUACAGAGUGCAUUUGCUGUUCUGUUGUCCCAGUUAAUAAAGGCUCAGCAAACAAAACAAAAAGAUUUGGUGUUGGAGGAGAAGGAAAACGGAUCAGGAAAUGAAAUGUCGUUACAACUCAGGCAGCCUCCAGAGCCCACCACUCCUGCAUCUCUCAGCCGGGACGACAUGGAAUCUCCAGCAACCGGUUACCCACAUCUGAUCAAGUCAUUAUAUACGCCUGCAGGUCAAGAGGACUUGGCUAGGCAGUCUGAGAUGAGGCUCCUGAACCGAACGCCGGAACAGGAACGCCCUCGGAUCCUGCCUCCAGACCAGCGUCCCCCAGAACCCCCAGAGCCCCCACCUCUCACCGACGAAGACCUUGAUUAUCGGACAGAGAACCAGCAUUUGCCUAUAACUAACUCUUCAGGAACAGAUCCUCAUGCAGGAGUGAAAGCGGCGCUUCUGCAGCUGCUCGCUCAGCAUCAAGCUCAGGCAACAACAGAGGAGCCCGUACAGACGAGUGUGGAUUACCAGGCUAGAGAAUCCUAUGUAGCAGGCCCAGACUACAAGGACAACUUUGGAUCAUCUACCUUCUCCUCUGCUCACUAUGGUGGUAGCGAUGGCAUAGGAAGUGGGUCGUCGGGAGCACUAGAACGAAGAAGCUUCCUUGGAAACUCAGAUAUUCAGCCUUUGGAUAACUACAGUACUGCUUCAUCUCACUCGGGUGGUGCCCCUCCUCCAUCUGCUUUUUCAGAGUCCUUUCCCAGCUCAGUAACUGGUUAUGGAGACAUUUACCUCAACACUGGCCCCAUGCUAUUUAGCGGAGAUAAAGACCAUAGGUUUGAAUACAGCCACGGCCCAAUCUCAGUCCUGGGGAACAGUAGGGACGCUUCUGUGGGGCCGGAGAGUACUCAUUCGUUGCCUACUAAGAUGCACAACUAUAGCUAUGGAAGUAACUUACAGGAAAACCCUGGUGGUAUCAGCCACAUGCAUGGACAGACCUGGACAUCUCCUGCACAAGGACCCGGCUACUCCCAAGGAUAUAGGGGGCACAUUAGUACAUCCGCAGUGAGAGGGCGAGGCAGAGGAUUACCAUUUUGAGUAUCUGUUUUUCCUCAGGCACAUCUUUUUUAUCUGGAAAAACUUUUUUUUUUUUUUUUUUUUUUCCUAGCUGCGGUUUAAAGCAGCAGUUCAACAGACUUGAAUAAUAUUAAUUCAACAGCUUUAUUUUUAUGUGGAAAAGGGUCUUGCAUACAGUAGGAAAAAUUACAGAUGCUUAAAACUCAUGCUGUCUGAAAAAUAGAUAAAUUGAUUGUACAUGUUCACAAACUAGUUCUGAAUUUUAUUUUAAUUUUUUUUUUUUUGGCAGUUUUAAGUGGAUGCUAAAUUUAGGGACAUCAGCUUUUUACGGCACUCUUUCAGAUCUUCUGAACUAUGCACAUUUGUGCUUUUUUUUGUAAGUUUGGACCAACUUUUAUGUAAAAAAAAAGAAAAAGAAAAAAAGAAUUUUACAACAAUCAAAGCAGGGCACUGAUUUGUUCGGUAUUUUUCUUUUUACAGAACUACCUUUAGUCAAAGGUCACUGUCAGUCAUUGCACUGCUUUCAGUGUUAUUGUGGAAGGCGUACUUUGUGCUCAUUUCAGAUAAUAAAACAACCUUUCUCUUGAUGCAAAAUUUUAUAAAUAUUUGGUCAAUGUUAAUUUUUUUCUUUCCAAGAAAAAAAAAAAAAAAAAAGAAUGGAUGUUCUGGUAAAAUGUUCUCUCCAUCUCCCAGGCUUGUUUAUAUAUAAACUGUUUUACUUGAAUGGUAAGUGCCUUAACACGUAAGCUUAAGGUCUGCAAAAGUUGGAAGUACUCUAUAAAUCAAUGCUAAAGUAAUACUGAAACCUAGGUAGUUAACAAGAUCAGAUAAUAAUAGGAAACUCAAAUAGGUCAUAACCUUGUGUUGUUUACUUCAUGUGGACCAGUUAUUUAGACAUCUAAUCUUAUCUUGAUCAAGUCAUAAUCUCCAAAUUGAACUUGGUAAGAAGCUACAAAAGUGAGAAAAGUGAAGAGCGUAGUUUUUCCUCAGCUCCGCUUUGAAGUUGUAGUAAUUGAUUCACUUCCUCUGCCAAAUAAACUAUGCUUUUUAUGUUCUUUCCAAGUGGUGAAAAAGUUUUUCCUCUCGAAUGUCAACAGCAGUAAUUACUGUUAUGUGAAAAGCUGACACUAUCUCCUUUUUACAACAACUACUGCAUUACCGGAAGUAAACAAAGGACAGUGACCAGUAUUUAAAGCAAACAUUUUACACUAGUUCUAAUUCUGUAAACUCUUGAUUGUGCCAACUAAUGGUCCUCUUAUCUGCUAUUCCACCGAGUAUUCUAGUGUCGGAUUUGAGUCUCUCUGAACAACCGAUGAAAUAACUGUAGUGAAAACUCUUAAUUAACCAAGAGCCACUCCUCAAUCAUCAUUACAUCGAGCAUGUUUUUUUUUCCUGUGAUGACAAGUGGUCCCUCUCCUGCAGAGAGGAGGUAUGGUUAUAUUUUGCAUGUACGUAAAAGAAUGUUUUUAAAGCCCAUAUUGGAAACAAUUUUCCAACUGAUUAUCCAGUUGACAAAUCGGUACCUUAUGUAACUGAGUGUUUAAUUAUUACUUUUUAAAAAGUAAAAUUUCUACUUACACUAUUUCAAAUGUAGUCUUGUCAAUGACUUUUUGGACUUUCAGAAUAGAAGCCAAAGCUGUUGAUGUUUUGUUUUAAUUUAAAAACCUGGUUCUUGUUUAUGGCCAAGUACCACGUUGCAGAGCAUGGAGAAAGUCACUGUGCUGAUUUACAUAGAGUGAGGAUCUGGCAGAUGGGAGAUGGAGACGUCCCUGUAAGCCCAGCAGCUGCCUUCACUAGGCACAGAAGGGAAUCCUGCCCUCUGAAAACAAAAUCAACCCAGACAGUGAGGAACAAACGCUUGUGGCCGUGUGCUUUAGGAAAACCACAGCUUGACAGUGGCGGUGCACUAGGUAGGUUUCCUUGAAUAAGGACACCCCAGUAACAUUUUUCUGCCAGUUGCAUUUUAAAGGCAGAAAUCAUUAUUCUCAUUUAGGUACAGACAGUGUCAGCUGGGGCUUUUCUGUUUACUAAUUGAUAGAAAAAAAUUCCUAGGAGGUUCAGACAGGUUUGUUGGUUUUUUGUUUUUUGUUUGUUUUUUUUUUUUUUUUGUGUGUGUUGUUUUUUGAGUCAAGCAAGACUUUUAAAGCUCUUAGACCAUUGUUUUCACUAGAAACAUGGGAUCUAGUGUUACUCUACUGCACUUCCAAUGUGAAAAAGAAAAAGCGGACAAGUUAAAAUGGAAGGUAGAUUUCAAGGAGGACUACGUGGUUUGACUUUCAGUACAAAAAUGUAAAGCAGUUAUAAUGUCUCCUACAUCUUUCCCGGAGGUAAAGAUUAGGUUAUUUUAGUUCAUUUAAUGCAGAGCUGUCAGUCUGUAAGCGAAGGAGAGGCAGUGCAGUGCCAUUGCUGGCUGGCAUCACUCUGCUGCUGCAUUGUUCUGCUGAGAUGGAAUUUAGUCUUCAAAUGUAAAAACAAAGCUAGGUAACUAACUGUGGCUGUGAUGGAUACAAAGGAGAUGGAGUAGACAGCUGACUUCCAGAUGGAUCUAAAACAAAACUUGUACACUGUUACAGAUGCAAAGUUCCCCAAAUUCUGUUUAAGGAUUACUAGCCUGUGACCGAAGACUAUUUGCCUGGUAUAGCGGUGCUGGUGUAGCACAGGGGGACAUUCAGCAUGGGGUGAUGGCUGGAGAAGGAGGCUGCUGUCUUCUCUGCAGCCUGGGGAUCUGCCUGGCUUCCCCUGGUCUGGGCCGGGUCUAGGAGCUGGCCAGGCCUAAGGGCUGCCCACCUUUGGUUGUGCUGGCCCUGCAUGUGAUUUAUCAACAUUUCUUUUCUGUACCAUAUUAUGAGGUGCUUACAUCAGUUCAGAAUUUGACCGUUUUGAACAAACGUCACUUAGCGCAGAGUGAGUCAGUGCUAGUGCAACAUUUGGCUUGGCGUGGCCGUUGCGUUCUGCCACAGUAGCAGGCAUUCUGAAAGCCGCGUGAUUUUCUGUGGAGCCCGUGGCUUUUUGUUACUUUCCCACCUUCCUUUGGGUUUACAUUUUCUGUGCUGCAAUUCCAAAGUGUGCUACAGAGACCUGGACACCACAUCAAAAAGUAAGUGUUGUGUGUUUGUGUUUCUAAAACAUAGCAAAGUACUGUAACCAUGGACUGUGGAGUAGCAAGUGUUCAUUAUUUAUAUUGAGCAGUCAUUAGCCAUACCAAGAGGAGAAAUGUGAAUGCUACUGGACUGCUGUGGAUGUGACUUAAGAGGCUUAGAGUGCUAGAACACUUAAAAUCGGCCAAAGGGAAAGGAACUGACUUCUAUCAUGGAUUGCUAGUUGUUACCUGAAACAGAAGAAGGAAUGGUGUUUGGGAAGGGAUGUAAAAAAUACGUGUCUUUAAGUGUUAAUAUCCCUGGGGAGGUGGGUGGAAAUUAAAUGGCAAAUUUCUGUAUUUUUCUACAAAACAAGUCUAUGUUGAAUUUUCUUCUUGCCACAGCAGUGACAGCAGAGGCGCCGAGUGCCGCAGUGUUGAGCUCUCCAGGGUUUGGAGCUCUGCCCUCCUGCUGGUCCCUGCUGCAGGAUAGUUCUGGUGUGGUGCAGUUGCAGUAGGGUCCAUUUGGUCACUGACAGCGAGGAUACCCGAUACCUCUUGUCUGUGGGCAAACUGAAUUUCAGACCAUGAAUUCUGUUUCCAAGAGAGGAAGUCUCAUGUAGUUCUUGCAUUCUCUUAGUUAACGAAAUGCACAAGCAUUUUACAUGCAGCAUUUCUCCAGUCUGAUGUUACAGGGUUUGUAUAGGAGGAAAUUUGGCUGUUUCCCUUCUUGAUGGUUGUGGGAUGUUCUUCAUACAUGAGUGUGUUAAGAAGAUAAAGAAUCACAGAAAAGUGAUACAAGUUCUGUAUUUAAAACUGAGAUGACCUUGGGUUAAAGUCGAACUAACUUUUGCUUAUCAGGGUGAAGAAUACUUUAUUGCAGGAGUUAUUUCAAGACAACGUAAUUUAAAAUAAUCAAACUGUUAUGCUUCAGCUUGCUUACCCUUCGUUAUUUUAAGCCAUUUGUAUAUAAAUGUAUCGUGUGGCUUGUAAAUAAAAUACAUGAAAACUUGA
This is a messenger RNA of Coturnix japonica (Japanese quail), 9311 nucleotides long. RefSeq names its product cyclin dependent kinase 13 (gene CDK13). NCBI's taxonomy places the organism in Eukaryota, Metazoa, Chordata, Aves, Galliformes, Phasianidae. The record is from RefSeq and is a predicted model, not a curated record. Gene Ontology annotation, cellular component: cyclin/CDK positive transcription elongation factor complex; nucleus. Gene Ontology annotation, molecular function: ATP binding; RNA polymerase II CTD heptapeptide repeat kinase activity; cyclin binding. Gene Ontology annotation, biological process: positive regulation of transcription elongation by RNA polymerase II; protein phosphorylation.